Messenger RNA from Eremomyces bilateralis CBS 781.70, 980 nucleotides. RefSeq names its product carbonic anhydrase. NCBI's taxonomy places the organism in Eukaryota, Fungi, Ascomycota, Dothideomycetes, Eremomycetales, Eremomycetaceae. The transcript is spliced from 3 exons. The record is from RefSeq and is a predicted model, not a curated record. Bases 1 to 762 code for a protein of 253 amino acids. Gene Ontology annotation, molecular function: carbonate dehydratase activity; zinc ion binding.
AUGCAACCAUCAUCAUGCUUGUUGGUGACUCCUCGAGCUCCCCGAUCAGCUCGAUCACUCCGAUACCGCGAUGAGAAAACAUUUGAACCCAAGUUCACCUACAGCGGUGAGAAAGGCCCCGAUCACUGGCACGAGCUGGGGAAUGGCGAGAACUCGCUCUGCGCCUCCGGCACGCACCAGUCCCCCAUCGACCUCCACGCCGCCAGUGCCCAACACGGCAGCCCGACCGCCCUCACGCUCCAGCUGCACCCUUACCCGAACGGCACCACCAUGCACAACCUAGGCACCACCAUCGAGAUCCCCGCGCACGGCACCAUGCGAGAAGGCAACCGGACCUACCAUCUCGUGCAAUUCCACUUCCACACGCCCUCCGAACACCACCUGUACGGCGAGUACUUCCCCGUCGAAGUGCACUUCGUCUUCCAGAACCCCGUCGAUGCAUCGCGGAGAGCGCUGGGAUUCUUCGUCGAGCUGUGCGCCAGCCAGGGGUGCGGCGAGCCGCUGCUGGAGUCCAUCUUCGGCGUCGUGGGGACCGUCGCUCGUCCGGGAAUGGAGGCAUCGACUGGUCCGCUGGACUUCUGUAGGCUGGUCGAGCACUUCAAGAGCAACAAAAUCUAUCGGUAUUCCGGUUCUCUGACGACGCCGCCGUGCAGCGAGCCGAUCGAAUGGAUCCUCAGCGCGGCCCCGGUAGCCAUUGAUGCGGAGAAUUUCUUGUUGGCGAAGAAGGUCCUCGGGUUUAAUGCUCGUCCCGUUCAGAACUGAAGUCCACCUCGAAGCAUGCGCUGGAGUCGGGACUGCUUGUCAUAGAUAUGGUUCGGUCGUGGUGUUCGGGACUGGGAAUCAGCACAGGAUCAUAUAUAACUAUUAUAUGUUUAAUGAAGGGGGUUAGCAAUAGAGGAUAUGACUCGGGUUUCGGGACCAAUCCAUGAUAGGGUGGCGAAAAUAUCAAUUUAUAUACAAAAAAAAUGAUUUGGAGCCCC